CAUUUUUUGACCCCUUUGGUUCAUGCACAUGACUUGCAGUAAACUCUAUAUCAAGGUGUUCCGACGCCAGAUUUUUAUACAUAUACAACGAUGGAGACUUCUACCUCAUUAGUCAUCUGUACAAUCUUCAUCUGGUUUUUUUCGAGUGUUUCGGCCAAACCGCCACAUAUUCUUUUCAUCGUAGCAGACGACCUUGGUUGGAACGAUGUCGGAUUUCGCAAUCGUGAUGUUCUCACCCCGAACAUUGAUAAAUUAGCACGUAGUGGGAUGAUUCUGAAUUCAUCUUACGUAAACCCGGUCUGCACACCAUCAAGAAACUCAUUCAUGACUGGUCAAUAUGCCUUUAAAUCAGGGUUACAGCAUAUCGUGAUCCUUCCGCCACAGGCCACUUGUUCUCCUCUCAACUAUACAUUUUUGCCUCAAAAGUUGAAGGAACUUGGCUAUGCUACUCAUGCCAUUGGAAAGUGGCAUUUAGGAUUUUGUAAAUGGGAGUGUACCCCUACGUAUCGAGGAUUUGACACAUUCUAUGGAUUUUACAACGGCGCAGAGGACUACUAUACUCUAAGUGUCGUAAAAAUUGGAGGUAAAGACUUCAGAGACAAUAAAACUCCUGUAAACGCAACAGGUGAAUACUCAACAUUUAUGUAUGCCCGGAGAGCAGAGUCCAUUAUUAGGGAGCACGAUGCGUCUAGACCCAUGUACAUGUACUUACCUUUCCAAUCAGUGCACCAACCCCUCCAGGUCCCUAAGAAGUAUAGUGACAUGUACUCUAAGGUGCAUACAGAAUCCCGCCGGACCUACCUAGGUAUGGUAACUGCAAUGGAUGAAGCUAUCGGCAACAUUACAAAAGCUCUAAAGUCCAAAGGAAUGUUAAAUGACACUCUUAUUAUUUUUACUACUGAUAAUGGUGGUAUGAUUCCCUACGGUGGGAAUAAUUACCCUUUGAGGGGAGGAAAGACCACUUUGUUUGAAGGAGGAACUAGAGCAACUGCAUUUGUGUCCGGAGCAGGAAUAAAAAAGUCUAACAUUGAAUAUUCAGGAAUGAUUCAUGCAGUAGAUUGGAUGCCAACAGUGCUAAGCGCCGCAGGAGGAACGCCAGACCCGACAUUGGAUGGUAUUGAUCAGUGGGAUAGUCUUCAAAAGGCAGGAGAAUCAAAACGAACCGAGUUUAUUUACAACAUCGACGAUUUAAAGCCGGAGAAUUGUGGCCACGCUGCUAUAAGGAUGGGUGACUACAAGUUGAUCGAUGGUUAUCCUGGGGCCUACCAAGACUGGUACAAGCCAGACCAAGUCGUGUCUGACUUGUAUGAUGGUUAUCCUGGGGCCUACCAAGACUGGUACAUGCCAGACCAAGUCGUGUCUGACUUGUAUGAAGAUGUAUCGAUAAACCACACUCGCCCAUUUGACGACAUAAUGAUGCUUUUCAAUCUUAAAGAUGAUCCUAACGAACAUGUAGAUUUGUCCAAGAAGCACCCAGAUAUAGUGAAAAAAUUGAAGUCGAGGCUCGAGUACUAUCACAAACAAAUUGUUCCUGCAAAUUUCCCAAGCAUUUCGCCUUCGUCAGCGCCGAGCAAUUACGGAGGAUUUUGGACACCUGGGUGGUGUUAAUUUGAUGUAAUCUGAAAGAAUCUGUGACUUUGUUCUAUAACUUAUUUUAUCAUGAAUAUAUGGAGCCUUACAUGACAUAAGGAUUUUUUUUAAAAUGGUUUUUCAUUGUAAAUUUAAAGUAAAUUUCAUUAACUUUUUCUAAUAACAUCUGUUGGCAUGUGAAGUUUACAAAUACUCACACCUGUGUUGAAUAAAUGAGUUUGAGAUUAUAACGACACUGGCAGUUAAAGAAGAAUUAUUUGUUAUCAAAAUACUCGUUUUCGUAUAAACAUUGCUUGUUUUAUCAUAAGAAACUGACAGCUGUAUCAGUAAACAUCAACAAAGAAAAAUCAUAUACAAUUUUAUGGGUUACACAUUUCAUACGCAUAACUCAAACACCCUGUACAUGUGUUUUUCAAUAAAGACAAUUGAUAUUAAAAAUUGAUUAUUUCCACCUUUUCAACUACAACUCUGAAAAUUAUCAACAACAAAAAGACUGUAUUUUUUUGUU
Magallana angulata is the source of this 2098-nucleotide messenger RNA. RefSeq names its product arylsulfatase B-like. The record is from RefSeq and is a predicted model, not a curated record. Lineage: Eukaryota; Metazoa; Mollusca; Bivalvia; Ostreida; Ostreidae. The coding region runs from base 91 to 1608 and encodes 505 amino acids. The transcript has 14 exons.